UUUACCAGGAAGUCUUGCAGCAAGUCUCCACGUAGUCGUAAGGAAAUGAAAGCUAACGACAAAUGAAAUCAUUAAUAUCGAAAGACUUUCAUGAUUAGGUGAAUACUAGAUACACUUUUUUGCGACUAUAUGUCUAACAUUGAUAUACUUCUAUAACAAUUCGACCUUCACGCCUGGCAGAACUGACCAACAUAGGUAUUUCCAAGACGAUCUCAUUCUAAUCCAACGUACUUCCGUAGUCUUCCAUUUUGUGUUAAGCGGCCGUAGGGGAGAAGAAGGCCACAUAAACUGCUCUUCUUGACUUUUUUCACCAUCAAACAUGUCGGAGGAUAUAAAUCACAGGUUUCCACGAGGCAAGGUCACUUCGGAGCAAGAGCGAUGCUUGCAGAAGAAUAACAUGUUCCUAGCGGACAACAUUGAAUGUACAGAUAUCGUCACUCUGCUCUAUUCCCGCCUCAUCCUAGAUGACAACGACAAGCAGAAGAUUCUGGGCACUGACGGCCAGAGACUUCCACGCAAGGAGCAGAGCCUGCGUCUCUUGGACGUGAUUACCAUGAGAAGCCCUGCCGGCUUCGAGGCUUUCCUCAAGGCCCUGGACGACACAGGGCAUCUGGCUGCCGCAGGCAGGAUUCGGCAGACCUUGCACAACUUGUCAGAAGAGUUGGUCGGCAGGCCCAGAGAAUACGAUCACAGCACCUACGUCAAGCAAAUUACCUCAACUUCCUCAGACUCUGAGUCCGUCGAGGACGACGCACGUGGACGUGAAACAUUCAAGCAGGAAGUUUUCGGCCUGUGUGAUCGAGUGGAUAAGAUCGAAAAACAUCUGGACGUCCUCAGCUACCGAAUGACACAGAUAGACGGAGGGCAGAAGGAAGAGGUGUCCCGCCUGCGGCAGAAGCUGUCCGAAGCGUCCAACGAGAUCAAGAAGCUCCGACGAGAGAACGAAAACCUGAACUGCCUGGUGGCGGAAAAGUCCGAGCAACUCCGACAGGCAUCCGACAAAAUCGAGGCCCUCGAGAAACAGCUGAAGGUCAUGGAGAACGACAACACCAACUUGCUAAAUAGAGUUGUGGAACAGUCGCAGGAACUUCAGCGGAUGAGGCUGCAAGCGCAACAGGCCAGGGAGCAGAUCACCGACCUGCAGUCGGAGGUGGACAAGCAGAAUCAGCAACAGAGCCUGCACAAGAGAGAGCUGGACAGCCUGCGCAAGAGGAGUGAGGCGGAGAACAAAAAAGUGGCCGAGCUGCAGGAGUUCAAGAAGAAGAACGAACAAGUGAUGCAGACCGUGGUGCGGCAGUUCAUGAGCAUGCAGAACGAGAUCCAGCAGCUGAAAGACCAGCGUCCCGUCACCGACAACGCGACCGGCGGGCGACAGGGCAAGUCAGCAGUCAGCAAGCUCAACCACCUCGAGCAGGGGGACAACUCGGUGGCUGGGAGAUGCGCUGUCGCAAAGCAGCAGCUGUUCAACUUUGAUAGACCCUCGACAAAGCAGGGGAACAAACCGAAGCCGCAGCCUUUUUACAAACCGAGAAAGUGAAAUUGAGUGGGAUGAUAUGGAAGCUUCACCAGCAAAUGCUAACUCAUGACUACACUGUUACAAUAGAAGAUGGGUCUGGCAGCCUUAGUCGAUCAAGCGUGCAUUAAGGACUGUUUCAUCCUGUGAUACCUAAUUGUCACAAAGAAAAUUGUUUUUUGUACUGUAAUCCUACAAACAGUAAUAAAAUCGUGUAGAAGUUUAUAAUUUAUAGUUACUUAUCUCAUGAUGUCGGCAAUAAAACAUCAAACCUGGCUUGCAUGCUUGACUGUUAAUGUGGACAAGUUGAAGAUCAUAUGCUUUAAGGCGAAUUCAGCCAUUCUGGUAGAUAAAAAGUGAAUCUACAGUUUUUAUUGCCAGAUUAAUGUAUCAAAAUUAUCUACAUACUUUGGCUUCAUUAAUAUGGCAUUCAAAAGAGUCAUGUUCAGUACAGCCAUCAGUUUGGUCUCACAGUGGUCUUCAAAUUUUUUUUUUUUUGCUUCCAAUUUCUUUUCUUUUCUGUCAUUCUGUUUGAUGUCUGCAAAAAAUGUCACAGACUAAUCUCAUAAUUAUAAUCUGAAACAGUAAAUGCACUGCAUAAUUGCCAUUUGAAAUCAUAAUGCUGUUAGUAUCAGAUAAAAGAGAAUUGCAGAAGUUGCUGCUGCAUUACUUUAAUGUCUUCGGAAUUGUUCAAGUAUCAGAAGGAAUUACCACUUGUAUACAGGAACAGUUGUCUCAAGAUGCACGAAUUUUCUUGGCUCAACGCUGGCUGAGAAAUAAUGCUGAGAACACAACUACUCUCUGCAUUCAUCAUCUUAUGGAAUAAGCAAAAAAAUUAGAUGCAGCUGAAAAAUGUCUGUUGCUUCUCUGUUCACUUGCUUUUUUAUUUCUGCACAUUUGUCUCUGUGAAGCAUGACAAAAUGUAAUAACUCAAGUCGUAUAUACAAUGAUACCUAUUUUUAUUUCAUUUGUGCAUGCUGCCCUAAUAAUUUUAUUGUUACUAACAUACCAAGGCACAUAAACUGAUCUUUGUAAUUUACUCUUAUUUACUACAUUCUCCUAAUGCUAUGUUGAUAUGGACUUUUAACAUACACCAACUGCCUCAUAAAAAUCCUUUUUUAUUAUAUAUUAGCUUACAUUCAUGGUUCUAAAUCCUUCUAAGCAGCCUGCCUUUUUAGAAUGACUAAUGUUUCUAAUUUUAAAAUAUAUACGUAGUAGCAAUUCCUCUUUAUUUUCUUUCAUUUUCCUUUAAACAAUGUUAUAUAAAGAAGUUGUAAAUUUAAAGGUGUGAUCAAAUAAAAAUGGUAAAGGAAGCUUUUCCUAACAGGUGUUUUUGUUAGCCAAAGUACUUAUUGUAAUAACUAGAUAAUUCUUGCAGAAGUCACUUCUUAUUUAUUUGCCUAUGACGAAAGAACUGUAAAUGACAAAAACAUAGAUUUGAAUACCAGUCAUGUAAAUGUAUAGAUCAAAACUUCUGAUCCAAAUGUGUACACUUUAUAUACUUUUCAAUCUUUUAUCAAGUUUAUCAAAUGCAGAAAUUGCAGUAUGAUACAUAAAAAUGUUUUAGAUAAUAGUUGCUCAUAACAAAACAUUAAUGCUGUAUUGAAGCGAUCUUUCAAAAAAAAAAAAUUGUAAUGUAAUUUUGAGACUUGUGUGCAUAGUCGUACAUGUAUUAUUAACUGCAAUAAGCAAAUAUAUUGAUUUUCAGUUUU
Messenger RNA from Pomacea canaliculata, 3225 nucleotides. Its product is annotated as chromosome partition protein Smc-like. Gene Ontology annotation, biological process: regulation of apoptotic process. The transcript has 3 exons. The record is from RefSeq and is a predicted model, not a curated record. NCBI's taxonomy places the organism in Eukaryota, Metazoa, Mollusca, Gastropoda, Architaenioglossa, Ampullariidae. Bases 320 to 1537 code for a protein of 405 amino acids.